AUGAUGGAUAACGACAAUGAAGAUUAUUUAACCACCUAUGGUCCUCCAUUGAGCAGCGACGAAGACGACCCCAACGAACACAAACCGAGUGAUCCAACGAAAACAAAACCCAAAAUCCUCCAGGCACAAACCUCUUCACCCAAACGAGCAGCUACAACAGCGGCCUCUUCGAGGUCGAAACGCAGAAAAAUACAAGAUGAACCAGGCUUGUCAAACUUGCUUGUUCAAAACGAACCUCAGGUUGAUUUGUUUGGACCAUCGUGGUCUUCCUCAGGAUCUCAGAAGAACAAACGCGUGAAGAAAUACGGGCAGAAAAAUAUCUUUCAGCAGCCGGAGCCUGUAAUGGAGAAGACAGAAUCAGUUGAAAAGACGCCAGCAUUCGUCAUGCACGCUCUGGUCAACCCAAUAGACAAACUCCCAAGUUCUACCAAGACAUUUGUUCCUCGUUCUCCUGUUCGCAGACAGGGUGCUGAGCAAAACGGAGGCACUAAGCAAGUGCUGGUGAUUGCAGAUCUCCCUCAAGCAAAAUCGACACUCGGGAAGGGCGGGUUUCAACUGCCAGAUCUCACCCCAGGGCUCGUGUCCUCGACAACAUCAAGUACAGACAUGCCUUCAAUCUUCGAAGAUCACAAAUCACCAAGAGGUCACAGUCGUAGCCGAUCAGACUCGUCAUCAUCACUUUCGUCUGCACGAUCUCCUUCGCCUCUGGACUCUGACAUCGAUUUGCCUCCCGUCAGCCGUCGUUGUCCUGCCUGUCGUAAAUUUGUUACCUAUACAGCAGAUUUCCCUAUACCUGUCCAGCUACGCACACUAUCGUUGCAGAAACAACAGCAAUUUUGCAUGGACCACCAGAUGGCCGAAGCAAAGGACUUCUGGAAACAAAGCAAAUAUCCGGACAUUCGAUGGGCGGAUCUUGCAAAAGAUCGGAUUUCUAAGAAGCUGCCCUUAUUGAGAAAAGUCAUUUCACGGCAGAGGAGCAGCUACUAUUUAGACCAGCUUGACCAUAGGAUACAGGGGGCAAAAGGCAAUCGUCGGAAACUCCAACUCUACUUGACCCAGGGGGUUGUCGAUGUUGCGAAACCAGGGUAUUAUGGUCUCAGAGGCUCGCGGAUCAUGGUCAAUGCAAUUACCGAAUCCCUGACAGAAGCCCUAGUUGAGGCUCUGCAGACGGACUCGGCCAUCAGACAUGCUGGUGUUGGUGCCUAUGUGAGUGCGGUUUUGGUCCCCGAAUUGACACUACUCUUGGUAAUGGAGGACAUGCAUGUGAAUGAUCCGGCAAAGGGGCGACUUCUACUCGACCAGAGUUCACCUGUUGGUGUGCUGUUGUAUCCCGAUGAUGAUCAUAUCGAACGUACUGAGGAUGAUGCUGAUGUAUGA
Messenger RNA from Exophiala bonariae, 1377 nucleotides. RefSeq lists its product as uncharacterized. Lineage: Eukaryota; Fungi; Ascomycota; Eurotiomycetes; Chaetothyriales; Herpotrichiellaceae. The record is from RefSeq and is a predicted model, not a curated record. The transcript has a single exon. The coding region runs from base 1 to 1377 and encodes 458 amino acids.